This is a messenger RNA of Phanerochaete carnosa HHB-10118-sp, 3684 nucleotides long. RefSeq lists its product as uncharacterized. Gene Ontology annotation, cellular component: cytoplasm. Gene Ontology annotation, biological process: chromatin remodeling. Lineage: Eukaryota; Fungi; Basidiomycota; Agaricomycetes; Polyporales; Phanerochaetaceae. Bases 1 to 3420 code for a protein of 1139 amino acids. The transcript has 2 exons. The record is from RefSeq and is a predicted model, not a curated record.
AUGGCUGCCCAUCGCACGACCGGCAUGAACGCGAGCGAUGAAGAGAACCAGAGAUUCUUCCAAAAGCUCAAGCCAAUAUGCGUCCCACUCGUCGCAAAGUCACAUCUGGCACCAUCUACUAUCCCAGAGGUGUCCAGCCUCUUAACGCAACUCAUAGAGACAUUACGCGAUGCAGAACGCCAACGUCGGCAAUUCAAGCCGUCUCUCAUAUCCUAUAUCUUCUUUCCUAUCUCCUCCAUUCUCCGGCGUACAACCAACGCUGCUGUCCCGGACCAAGUCCUCGAGAAGCUUUUGACCGUCCUUUCCAUCUUGUGCGACCACUGGUGGUGGGACAUGGACGUGCCGACGUGGGAACAGAUCUUCAUGCUCUGUAGUGCUAUCACUGGUGGGCUGGACGGGAAGGGGAAGGGGAAACGAAGAGCCGACGAAGCUAUUGAAGCUGCCGCCCAAUGCUUGUGGACAUUGCUGCGUGAGAGACCUCCGGACGAAGACCCUGCUGGACCCAGCUCACGCGCCAACGACAUAUUUACGACGUUCCGAAGUCACAGUCAAACGCGCCCCUUCAUCCCCAUUCUCGGUCAGACCGUGAACUCGCUGCUUGAUGCGUCGCGUUCCCAGCACGCGCCACUCCAGCGCACCUCCCUGAAGGUCAUUCGCCUCAUCAUCGAAUGCUAUCUUCCGGAUGAUUUCAUCCCUUCCAUACUUCCCGGAGUCGUCAGCAGCAUGUGCAAGAUUGCCCUGGCCACUGGUAUCUCGAAGCGAUGGGCAAACGGAGAGACCGUUGCACUUGCUCUGGAUGUAAUUCGAGCUGUCACCAUUCGUGCCAUUGGGGACGAAAUCUGCGUUGCAGAGGGAGCAGUGCGGGGCCCAACUACCUUAGAAAAUUUGACUGAACUGACCUCGGACGCACCCGUAGAAGACCCAAAGCCUACGCCUCCGUAUGCGACCCGUCGUACGUCUUCUUGGCUGCGUGGAACUAGCUCACAACUCCAUAUCGCUCUCAAUACCCUGAAUCCUCUUGUCACUCACCCUUCCGCUACUGCCCUCCGAACGCUCACCGAUUUUGCUUCCGCGAUAUUGCGAGCGACCAUGCUCACACUACCGCAAAGCCAGCCUCUACUGCUAUCUUUCCUCCUAUUUCUUUCCCUGUCCGACUUCCCAGACGUCUCGAAGCAGGCGACGGCGCAUCUACUCGACCUCUGCGGCGACCCUGCGAGAUCCGAGCUCCUUCAGACGCUGCUGCAUAUCGCGAAGGACCACCUCAUGCGCUUCCCGCGACUCAUCCCGACACAAUCAGAUAUGAAAGUGGAACACAGUGCGGGAAUCGUGGAGGCUAUCUGUAGUCUGGGAACGACUCGAGAUGGUCGCCAGGGCCUUCGCACUGUAGCUUUGGAAGUGAGCAAGCUACUUGGGCCGAACGGGGGAAUAGAACGUUGGGGCUGGAGCCUGCUGUCGGUCCUGGAUUUAACAGUACCUUCAAUCACCGCGACGUCGACAUCGUCCGCGCAGCUCAUGCUGGAGAAUGAUAUUCAAGCCGCACAACUUGUCUCAUUCCCGGAGGCCAACCUCCGUCAAGUGGCCUCCCGCUCCGCCCAGCAAGCCUUGGAGCGCAUGUUCCGAGCUCUUGGUCGAGCAGCUCAGGAAGACGGACUGUUUGCCGUCGAGUGGUUCUUCGGGGUCGGUCGUGCAAGCGAGGAGGCUGAAGCUGCCGCUGCGCUCUGGUGCGGGACACGGCUGCUAGAGGGCAUCGCUGGCGUUUCUCUUGAGAUUGGUCAAAGACCGCAGAUUGUUCCGAAGCGUAGAAGGCUGGAAAAAUUCGCGCGAUGGCUCGCCAAAGCUCUUCCGGAGCUUUGGGACGACGAGGGCCGGUCCCUGCCUUCCGACCCAGAGCCCAUUCUCAAAACUAAGACUGAAGCCCAGAACGACGAGCCGCUCGUUGAACAUAUCAAGGGCUUAACCCAGAUUCGAGCACCCAUGCAAGUCGAUUUUUCGAGGCCCAGCACUGCUUCCAAGCGACAUGCCUCUUCGCCCGCCCUGUAUCGAGCCCUGGCACUACAGUCUCUCGCCAUAUGUGCCGGGAUUCUGCAAACAGGCUUUACUCAUCUUUUGCUAUACACCCUAUAUCCCGUCCUCAAUGCCCUCGUUUCAGACCACGACUAUCUCUCGUCGACUGCGCUGGCGACCUUGCAUUACAUCUCGUACUGCACAUCCUACGCCUCUCCAGCGAACUUGCUACUGUCCAACUUUGAUUAUGCUUUGGAUGCCGUGUCCCGACGACUGAACCGCCGGUGGCUCGACGUAGACGCCACAAGAGUGCUCGUUGUCCUCGUCCGCUUGGUGGGUCGUGAGGUGGUCCAGAAGGCGGGUGACGUCGUUGAGGAGUGCUUCGAUCGUUUGGACGAAUACCACGGCUACGAGGUCAUCGUCGACGGCCUUGUCGCGGUGCUGCUCGAGGUUGUUGUUGUCAUUGGGACGGAUGAAAUCAAUCUCCCUGAAGCUUCUAAAACGGCUACACCUGCUAAGACACGAUCCCAACUAGAUGCGGAUAAGUUCUCUGAGCUGUGCGACUGGGUCGUUCACCGCCACGAGAAGCCGGUCAAUCCUCCGGACGAUUUACCUCCCGACUUUGAGCCUGGCUCAUUCCCUCGGGAAUCAUGGGGCAAGGGGAAGAAUGAAGACGCGACUGAAGAGGCUUCCCAUACAGCCGAGGAUCCCCUGGCUGAGCCACCUCCAACCCCGACUCAAGCGCUGACAAAGCUCAUCGUCUCGCGGUCACUCUACUUCCUCACACACGGGUCCGCCAUGAUCAGGGCCAGGAUCCUGAAUUUGCUCAGCUCGGCUGUACCAGUUCUGCCGGACUCUGCGUUACUCCAGUCGAUACACCACGCCUGGCCGUUCAUCCUGAACCGCUUCUCUGACCCAGAGCCAUAUGUGACACGCGCUGCGGCAGCCCUCGUGGAAGCCCUUGCCACCCACGUCGGCGACUUCAUGUACCGAAGAGUCUGGACCGACAUUUGGCCGCGGUUUCGGAAGAUGCUGUAUCAACUCGAACAAGCCGAUGUCACCAAUGCUCUCGCUCGGCGGGCUCCAGGCGCAGUCGGCACGAGUUCAGCCUAUACUCACUCGCACCGUCUCUACACCGCGAUUCUCAACACGUUGUCCGCCUCCGUCGCGGGUGUCAAGGCGCAAAACCAGGUGGCAUGGGAAGUCAUCGUUGCGUGCCGGCGGUUCCUACACGCUGGGGCACACGAGGAGCUGCAGGCUUGUGCGGUCAAGCUUUUCAAGGCACUCUGUCUCGAGCAUGAGGACGCUGUUUGGCUUGCAUUGUCGGCUACUGCAGGUAGCAUCCCCGCAUGCGCGUUCCUCUGCGAAUCAAGAUGGGAUAUUUCGCGGAAUAUGCGAAUAAUAGUGUCCCCCUAGACCUACAAACGUAUCUGAAGGCGUGUGGCGAACCAGGUGUCAAAUAUCUGGUGGUGGUGCGUGUCGACGAAGCAUCACGCCCGCUUCCCUGAAGAGCGCGGCCGAGGCGUCGUCUCUGUCUCGGCAAUAAUCGUAUUAGUCACGCAGAAAAAGUUCACAGGGCGACCUACACUUUGUAGCUCAGAUUAUAUACUACCUCCUGCACACCAGCCUGUAUAAUUUUGAUUGUACAUGUCAAGCAUGGGCAUCUAAGGACAUAGUUUC